Molecule: messenger RNA, 705 nt
Organism: Trichoplax adhaerens
Lineage: Eukaryota; Metazoa; Placozoa; Uniplacotomia; Trichoplacea; Trichoplacidae
Exons: 10
Coding region: 1-705 (234 amino acids)
Biological process (GO): regulation of translational fidelity; alanyl-tRNA aminoacylation
Molecular function (GO): ATP binding; Ser-tRNA(Ala) deacylase activity; alanine-tRNA ligase activity
Source: RefSeq, a predicted model, not a curated record
AUGGAAACUAAACAUUUAUUUUGGGACGAUACUUAUAGCUUUAACUGUAAUGGUACUAUCACGGAUAUUAGAUCCAAAAAGGAUGGCGAUGAAGAGGAAUAUAUCAUCGUUGUCGAUAAUACAGUCAUGCAUCCGCAAGGUGGUGGGCAACCUGCUGACGUGGGCUUAAUAAAAAAUCAAGGCGAAGAUGUUGUAUUUCAUGUUCAUCAUGUGCAGAAACCAUCAAAAGAAGCCUUGUUUAUCGAACACGUUGGCAAAUACAGCCAAAGCAGUAUCAGAAGGUUUGAUGUUGGUGACCCAGUUAUCAUGCAAAUCGAUGAAGCCAAAAGACGAUUACAUGCGAGACUUCAUAGCGCUGGGCACCUACUAGAUGGAGCUCUACAAAAUCUUGGUAUAACUGAACUUGUUGGUAGUAAGGGUUACCACUUUCCCGAUAAUCCCUAUGUCGAAUACAUUGGCAACAUUCCUGUAGAGAAACGAGAAGAAAUUGUUAAAUUGUUAAAUGAGGAAACAACUAAACUUAUAGCAAAAAAUCUUCCUGUAGAAGUAUCGCAUCAGGAAGGUCUUCGGUAUGUGAAUAUUGCUGGCGUAAAAUGUCCCUGUGGAGGCACACAUGUUAAAUCUCUAAAAGAGAUUGGAAAGGUUACUGCUACCAAAAUGAAAAAGAGUAAGAAAAAUACCAAAAUUUCUUAUUUUAUAGAAUAA